This is a messenger RNA of Leptosia nina, 3633 nucleotides long. NCBI's taxonomy places the organism in Eukaryota, Metazoa, Arthropoda, Insecta, Lepidoptera, Pieridae. The record is from the annotation of a GenBank genome assembly.
AUGAGCAUUCUGCGACCGGUAUCGAAGUUUGGAUACGCCGGGGCUCCUUGGUUCUAUGAUACUCGUAAUAGUUUCUUGAAAGAAACGGUCAGCCUCGCAGGUCCCGGUCCAAAGUUAGGGUUCCGAAAAAUUCCCGCGAUUUAUGACGACCCGAGUAUCCUACCGACUGCGCCAAUUAUGAACUGGUAUGUCUCAAAAUACAAACGAGGUCCUGAUAGAAAGAUUAAAGCUUUAUAUUUCCCAGAGCCGGCGAAGGAGGGAGCAGCUUAUCUGGCUGACACUAUUAAAGGACGAGCUGAAGCGAUGCAAGUAAUACACGACGGUUUGAAAAAAGAAAAAGACAAAGAGUUUUUGACAUUGGGCAAAUUCUCGAAAACACACGACCAAGUGGCUGACAUGAUUUCGAGUGCAACACAUUUUGGUGGGCAGGAUCCCUUCCCUGUUAUUGCGGACAAAGUUUCUUCCAAGAUUGAAUUACUGCCCUUGCAAUAUCCUGAUACAGCGAAGAAGUAUGCUAAAGAAACUACUAAAAUAACCACAGAUUACGUUGCCGGAGUUGCCACGAAAGAAUGUGGAUUGGACCCCAAGGCCCUAUUCGCUUUAGAUGGAAAAUCAGAAAACCCGUCAAAUACUCAAAGUAAACCGGCUGUGGGUGCUGAACAUGCGCCAGUAGCGCAGUCAAUAGCGCAUCCAAGAACGCCAUCAGCACCAUCAGCACCAUCAGAUUCGGAUAGAAUGCAGACAUCACAUCUAGAUGACGCCGAUGCUAGCAGACGAGGGGCUGAAGAUGAAGCGGCACGAUUAAAAAGAUUGGAGGCUCGGAAGCAGCAGGAUGACAGAGAACGCGAAGAAGCUUUGAAAAUACUGCAUGGACAGUUGCGCGCUCGGGGAGGGGAAAUGCUUUACAAGCAACCACAUACAGAACUUACCCACGCACAAGCUUCCGAAUGGUUAUCUAUGAAACCGCCAAUGAAGGUUGACAAAGCUGUAAAAGAAUCGGGUGACACUGCCCGACUGCACAAGAAGUUUGAAAGGAAACUUGGUGCUCUCGUUUGUAAAUGCACCCCCGAUGAUAUGUAUGACACAAUGCAAGGCUACAAAGCUCUCGUGCGGGAAGCUUUAAUAUCGGAGAUGCAAAAACGUGGAAACGAGAUUCUUAUCGAAGUGGAUCGUGCAGCAGAGACGCAUUUCUUUGCGGCGCAAAGAUUAAAGAAGACGACAUCACUAGAGGUCUCAGAGCCGUGUAUAGAAGUUGCAUAUUAUUUAACAAAAAAGUUGGAAGAAAUGAUCCGUUGUAGAUCCAUGGCUCGAAAAUUAACGUCCGCUAUGAAGGAUCACAUCAAAGAAGCAUCGGACUUUUUAUCGGCGCAUGUGACAAAGCCUGACGAGCAAAUCGAGGCUUAUGUCACACUUUUAAAUGAAAUGGAAUCGGCAGGAGAUAGUCUUUUAAUAGAGGGAAGUAUACCGAAAUCGUACAAAGAUUCCGCAGCUUACUUACGUCAGUUGACAUCGUUUGAUGAUCAAAUCAGACGACCAGAUACGGGUUUGCAAUCAACAACUGAAUCGAAACUGAGGAAUCUGAUGGCAAAUGUUGCUGCUACUGGUUUCGGAAAAGUCGUUGUUGAUGGUGUUAUAUCAGACUCGACGAAACUGCUAGUGUCAUAUAUAAUGCUACUAGUGGAGAAGACGGAAGCAUUGAAAGUGUUGAUAGAACAAAUGGACCUGCACGGCGGAAACGUCUUACUUAGGCAUGGGAAAAUACGCAAAACCUACGCAGAAGGGGCCGAUAUGUUACGUACUAAAAACGCUGAUCAGCUAACAGUUCCGAGCGCGGAUCCCGUGGUGGUUAGAAAAAUCCAAAUCAAACUGCGCAAUAUCAUGCACAGUUGUACCCCGGAAAAGUUUAUGAAUGUUAUGGACGAUGUCAUCGAAGAUGCGACGAUGUAUUUGGCAGUAUACUUCUUACAACCACACGUCAUACAAGUAUGCAAGUGUAUGAAGAACGUGUUCGUUCAAUGUGAACUGUGGUGCGAUGAGAUUCUGCGCCGAGUUGCUCGUCCGUGUUGUACCUGUUCAAGGCACAUAUCAACUCAAGCCCUGGCCGACCUGGCCCCCGGAAGGACUCUGCAUGCCACUCCUGGAACAUCGCGAGCAUAUGCGGACGGCCUCGAUAUUUCUAUACAUCCGUGUCCCACAAGAAUUAGUAGAGUCACCGGACCAGGACCGAAACCUGGACCUUGUAGAGCUCCUAAACCCAGUGAAGAAUGCAAUCAAACAACUACUGCUUCCUAUCUGUUUUAUUCCACCACACUUGCCAAUAGGCGGUCUCUCUACUACAGUCCUGAAAAACUAUCACCUGAAAGCAGUUCUUUGGAGACACCGUUACGUUUAUCAAGAAGCCGCGAAUCUAGAUCACCUCUUUCGACAAAUCGUUCUUUCGGUGGAAGAUUUGGUGGUAUAAUACCCUCGGAUAUCAAGCAAAGGUCGCCAAGUCCGAUACGAGAAACCGAUACGUCUUCGUCAUUCCAUACUCCACAAAGUGGACACACAAAUCCUACAGACGGAACCUCUCCACCAUUUUUGCAGUUUCCAACAGCUAUGUUUGCUGAGGUUCAUUCAUCAAACGCCCCUCAAACACCUGUUAGCACAAAGCCAUUGGGAAUACCAAGGAGAACGACGCAAGAGCAAAAGGGAUUUAGUUCAAAGGCACCCAUAGUUAUCACGGAUCAAAUGGGUGACUGGCACGCGAUGAUGGUCAGCCUUAUGUGGAACGUGCAAGCUUGGCGAGAUUGGAUCCAAGAGAAUUUUGAUCGAGCCUUGGCCUUCCAGAACCAGACAAUGGACUCGGCAGGACCGAGCCAAGUCGACGAGUCUUGGAAAGCAUUUCAGAGACGUGUGGCGACAGAAGCGUUACAAUGGCGACAGUACAAUAAAUUCAGUAGGCAAUUGACUCUUCGCCUAGCCUUGCGAUACAGAGAUAAGCAGAUUCUUUCACCAACCAGAGGUACAGUAAAAACAAACAUAUAUUUGAAGUGCCAGGAAGAGAUGCUGGAUAUUAUUGAGAUGUUCAACAAAUGGACCGUCUGGUUGACACUUGUGAUCAAAGAAACGGAUACUCUUCAACAGGAGACGGACACCGAUGCGACAUUGACACAAGUGCGAUGGGAUCAUUUCAAGAAGAAAAUAAAAGAGUACGCUGAAGACUGGAAGAAUUACAACACGCAUUUGAAAAUUUGCUGGGAGCAGAAACACAAGAAAACAAUUUCCGAAUGGUUACCCACUUGGAGUCAACCAGGACCGGUGUGGGUCGUAAGCGCCUGCGGGGCUGUGCCAAGUGGUGCCGUUGCGGCGGGAGUCUAUGAAGGAGAAGUCACUUGGGUCGCCCGGACUACGCACAAGUGCAAUGUUCUUCCUGCUGCGCUGCAUCCUUCGAAGCACUGCUGCAUUGUGUACGCUGACGGAGCUGUCCAUCACUAUACUAAGUAUCAGGUAAUGUGUAACGCAGAAGUAACAUGGCUAGCGUGGAGGGCAGGGGAGGUCGGGGCCCGCGCGAUCCGUAUUGCCCCAGGGAGUUCACGUCGGCAGGGUCCACUACCGUGGGUCACACCUCCUGGGCGCUGUACACGCCCCUAA